This is a messenger RNA of Pelodiscus sinensis (Chinese soft-shelled turtle), 4451 nucleotides long. RefSeq names its product EPH receptor B6 (gene EPHB6). Gene Ontology annotation, cellular component: dendrite; plasma membrane. Gene Ontology annotation, molecular function: protein binding; ATP binding; transmembrane-ephrin receptor activity. The record is from RefSeq and is a predicted model, not a curated record. Gene Ontology annotation, biological process: protein phosphorylation; ephrin receptor signaling pathway; axon guidance. Lineage: Eukaryota; Metazoa; Chordata; Testudines; Trionychidae.
GCAGCGGCUGCAGCAGCAGCAGGAGGAGCGGGGGCUGCUGCUCCGGGGCGGGGGGGUCCUGCAGCCACACGGAGGCCCCGGCGCAUUGCACUGAACCUCGGGAGCCGAGCCGGGCCUCUGCAGGGGGAGAGGAGGAGCAGGGGUCUGAAGGGAAAGACAGAGACCCUAGCAAGGGAGACGGGAGAUGCUGUGGUAGACGGAGAGAGAAAGCCCAGCAAGUGGGAAAUCCUAAGCAGAGAUCAGAAGAAGAAAGAGGUCGGAGAGAAAUCCCAGCAAAAGACAGUGGAAGCCUAGCAAGAAAGAAACCCUCCUAAGAGGAGUCUCCCAAGCAAAAGAGCCUAUGAAAAAAAUCUCAAUAAGAGAGAUCCCAGGCAGAGAGCGAUCACCAAGCGUAAGAAGACAAAGCACUAGUCAAUGUACAGUAAGUACCAGUCCUUCGCUGGCCCCAAAGACAUGGACUGGAUGAAACCUGAGUAGACCUUCUUUCUAAUUUAACUUUUCCGAUGCUAUGAGAUAGAUUGGCACAAUUCCAGUAGAAAAGACCCGAGAAAGCUUCCCGAGUGGCGCUAGAAAGAUCAAAGCAAAAAGGAAUAUUGUGAGGAUCUCUUUAGAAUAGAGUGCAGAGAGAAAGCAAGAGGGAGGGAGACAUACCACCACGUACCCGCAGGAGAAGGGAGGACACAGGAGAGAAAUCACAGAGUAAAGGCAUUAUGAUCCCAUCAGAAGAGGUCUGAGAGGGAGCCAUCAUCCUGGACAUCCUCAGUUCUCUGUUGAGAGAUCGUAGGAAAGAGAGAAGCAAACCAGCUCUUUCAAGAGCAUCUGCUAAGUGCUUUCUUUGGUUUUCCUGAGGGAGGAAGCAAGAUUUGGACCUGAUUUACCCCUGGUGUAACUCUGCUGAAGUUGAUGGAAUUACAUCACACCUGUUGUGUGGAAGCACUUGUGCUUUGGCUUGCAGAGUCCCUGACACCUCCUUGGAACUCUUGAAGGGAGUGGGGAGCACUAUUUGGAGAUGGUGGAGUCUCUGGAGAAGCUACAUGGAUCUUAACGCUGCCUUAAGGGCGAGGAGAAGAGCAGUGGGAAUGGGUUGGCUGUGGCUGAUCUUCCUAUUUCACCUAGCUGCCUCAGUGGAAGAAAUACUUCUGGAUACAACAGGAGAGACCUCAGAAAUUGGUUGGACCACUCAACCUCCUGAUGGGUGGGAUGAGGUGAGUGUCCUGGAUGAUAAGAAGCAUCUGAUCCGAACCUUUGAAGUCUGCAAUGUGGCUGAGCCAGGCCAAAAUAAUUGGCUGCGCACUCACUUCAUAGAGCGGCAUGGUGCUCACCGAGUUCACGUCCGCCUCCGCUUCUCAGUGCGAGACUGUGCCAGCAUGCGAACCGUGGCUUCUUCCUGCAAGGAGACCUUCACUCUCUAUUACCAUCAGGCAGAAAGUGACAUGGCUACGCAGGACCUGCCUGAGUGGCGUGAGGGGCCCUGGACCAAGGUGGACACUAUUGCAGCCGACGAAAGCUUCUCUCAGGUAGACAGCACCGGGAAGGUGGUGAAGAUGAAUGUGAAGGUGCGCAGCUUUGGACCACUCAUCCAGCAUGGCUUCUAUCUGGCCUUCCAGGACUCAGGGGCCUGUAUGUCACUGGUGGCUGUGCAAGUCUUCUUCUACAAGUGCCCAGCUGUGGUGAGGGGGUUUGCCUCCUUCCCUGAGACCUUUGCUGGUGGAGAGAGGACCUCACUGGUGGAGGCUAUGGGGACCUGUGUGGCAGAUUCAGAGGAGGCAAGUACAGCUGGGUCCUCUGGUGUCAAGCUGCACUGCAAUGGGGAAGGCGAGUGGAUGGUGGCCAUUGGGAGAUGCACCUGCAGGCCUGGCUACCAACCUACUAAUGAUGAAAGAGCCUGCCAAGCCUGUCCCAUUGGUUCUUUUAAAGCAUAUGCGGGAGAUGCCCCCUGCAAGACCUGCCCUGCCCACAGCCACGCUUCAGUGCCAGGCUCCAGCGAAUGUGCCUGCCAAAGCCGAUACUACCGCUCUGCUUCGGACACAUCUGACUCCCCCUGCACUGGCACGCCCUCCGCUCCCCGUGAUGUUAGCUAUGAGAUCAUUGGCUCCAAUGUGCUCUUGACCUGGCGCUUACCCAAGGACCUGGGUGGUCGCAAGGAUGUCUUCUUCAAUAUCAUCUGUAAGGUGUGCCCAACGGGAUCUCCAGGGCCCUGUGUGCGCUGUGGGGACAGCGUCCAGUUUGACCCACGCCAGGUGGGGCUAACAGAGAGUCGUGUGCAGGUCUCCAACUUGCUGGCCCGUGUGCAGUACACGUUUGAAAUCCAGGCCGUCAACCUGGUUACCGAGCUGAGCCCAGAGGCACCUCAGUACGCAGCCAUCAAUGUCAGCACAAGCCAGUCGGUCCCCUCUGCAGUUCCAAUGAUGCACCAGGUGAGCCGCACUGCCAACAGCAUUACACUGUCCUGGCCACAGCCAGACCAGCCUAAUGGGGUCAUCCUGGACUACCUGCUACGCUAUUUCGACAAGGCGGAAGAUGAAGAUAACUCAUUCACUGUGACCAGUGAGACCAACAUGGCCACCAUCUCAAACCUGAGUCCAGGCAAGAUCUAUGCCUUCCAGGUGCGAGCCAGGACAGCUGUGGGUUAUGGGCCAUAUAGUGGCAAGAUGUAUUUCCAGACGCUGGUGGGAGGUGAGCGCUCAGAAAUAGUUCAGGACCGGCUGCCACUUAUUGUGGGCUCAGCACUCGGUGGUCUGGCCUUCUUGGUAAUUGCUGCCAUUGCCAUCCUUGCCAUCAUCUUCAAGAGUAAGAGGCGAGAGACCCCAUAUACAGACCGCCUACAGCAGUACAUCAGUACACGGGGGCUUGGGGUGAAGUAUUACAUUGACCCUUCAACUUAUGAGGAUCCCAAUGAGGCUAUUAGGGAAUUUGCCAAGGAGAUUGAUGUAUCAUUUGUCAAGAUUGAGGAGGUCAUCGGAUCAGGAGAGUUUGGAGAGGUGUGCUUUGGGCGCCUGAAACCCCCAGGGAAGCGUGAGUACACAGUGGCCAUCAAGACUCUGAAGUCAGGUUACACAGAUGAACAGCGGCGGGAAUUCCUGAGUGAAGCCAGCAUCAUGGGACAGUUUGAACAUCCCAAUGUCAUCCGCCUGGAGGGUGUGGUCACCAAGAGCCGCCCCGUUAUGAUCGUCACAGAGUUCAUGGAGAAUGGCUCACUGGAUUCCUUCCUCAGGCAGCGGGAAGGACAGUUCAGCGUGCUGCAGUUGGUGGGGAUGCAGCGGGGUAUCGCAGCUGGCAUGCGUUAUCUCUCAGACAUGAACUAUGUUCAUCGUGACCUAGCUGCCCGUAACAUCCUGGUCAACAGCAAUCUGGUGUGCAAGGUGUCUGACUUUGGUUUGUCCCGUUUUCUGGAAGAUGAUGCCUCAAACCCCACCUAUACUGGAGCCCUGGGUGGCAAGAUCCCCAUCCGCUGGACUGCUCCUGAAGCCAUCCAGUACCGCAAGUUCACAUCUUCCAGCGAUGUCUGGAGCUACGGCAUCGUCAUGUGGGAGGUGAUGUCAUAUGGCGAGAGGCCUUACUGGGACAUGUCUAAUCAGGAUGUAAUUAAUGCUAUUGACCAGGACUAUCGUCUGCCACCACCACCAGACUGCCCAACUGUCUUGCACCUACUCAUGCUUGAUUGCUGGCAGAAGGAGCGAGUCCAGAGGCCCAAAUUUGAGCAGAUAGUUAGUGCUCUGGACAAGAUGAUCCGUAAGCCAUCUGCACUCAAAGCCACUGGCACAGGGAGCAGCAGACCAUCCCAGCCCCUGCUGAGCAACUCACCCCCGGACUUCCCCUCACUCACCAAUGCCCACGAAUGGCUGGAUGCCAUCAAGAUGGGCCGCUACAAGGAGAACUUUGACCAGGCUGGACUGACCACCUUUGAUGUCAUCUCCCGUAUGACUCUGGAAGACAUCCAGCGAAUUGGGAUCACCCUGGUUGGCCACCAGAAAAAGAUUCUCAACAGCAUCCAGCUCAUGCGAGUUCACCUGAACCAGCUUGAGCCAGUAGAAGUCUGAGGUGCAGACUAUUCCUCCACUUCUAAACUCCAGGAAGGAAGUUCAGAGGGAUUUUCACUCUCAAUGGGAGCAAGUGAGGCAAUCCCUGAAGACUUUAUGCAGCAAGAGGGAGGGCAUUAAAUGCCCUAUGGCACCAAACCAAACCCUUGCAGUAACUUGACUGCAACACUACAGAACUUGUACACUGGGGAAAGAUUGGGGGGAGAGAGACCUGCUGUAACGUGGGGAGGAGCUGGAAGAUAGUUUGGACAGAUCAAACACGCCUGCUGCCUCUUCUCUGCCUGCAGAUGAGAUCAAAAACAUUACAGAGCUGUCACUGGGAGUCCAUCAAAGCCACACAGACAUUUUUCACCCUGAACCAGGCAAAAUAAAGGCAGUGGAAAUGUUCCUUUAUUUCUAAAGAAAAAAAAA